Molecule: messenger RNA, 990 nt
Organism: Apodemus sylvaticus (European woodmouse)
Lineage: Eukaryota; Metazoa; Chordata; Mammalia; Rodentia; Muridae
Gene: Tmem242
Product: transmembrane protein 242
Exons: 4
Coding region: 45-467 (140 amino acids)
Source: RefSeq, a predicted model, not a curated record
GGGCCUCUUUGGUAACGGAAACAGUAGAGGAGGAGACUUUAAAUAUGGAGAACUCGGGUUCUGGGCCCGGGGAGCCUUCUGCAUUAGAAGCUCCAGGGUCUCCGGACGAUCGGUUGUUCCUGAUUAAAGGUGGAAUUUUCCUUGGUUCUGCAGCCGCAGCGGGAAUGCUAGCUGGAUUUGUUACAACAUUAUCAUUAGCUAAAAAGAAAAGCCCCGAAUGGUUCAAUAAGGGCACUAUGGCCACGGCUGCCUUACCAGAGAGCGGGUCUUCCCUGGCCCUGCGAGCCCUGGGCUGGGGUUCUCUGUGUGCCUGGUGUGGAGUCGGGGUGAUCAGCUUCGCAGUGUGGAAGGCCUUAGGAGUUCACAGCAUGAAGGACUUUCGAAGUAAGAUGCAAUCCAUAUUUCCACCAAUUCCCAAGAACCCCCAGUCAGACGAGGAGUGGGAGGAAGCCCUGAAGUGGAAAUGACACGGGCACGGGCGACCCCGGAGCAAUGGCUGCGGGAAUGGCAGCUUUGGAAGCGCCACGUCUGAGAAAGGGCUGGGGUGACGCCUCUUUGGGAACGCUUGCCGAUGCCCGGCGAACCCACAGGCCGCAGCAUCGCCGUGGCUGUCGCUGGGGCACACGGAGGGAAUGCUUUCCUAAAGCUAAGACAACAGUUUAAUUACAUAGAAGUUCCCCUCAGGAAGGGUCCGGGAGGAAAUGUUUCUGUUUAGAACAAUAAACCAUGUUGCAUAGUCACAAAAAUAAAACAAAAGUGGGAUAGAAAUCUUUGUAAGGGCUGGAGAGAUCUCCGUGGCUAAGAGCGCACACUGCUCUCAAAGAGGACCCCAGGUCGUUUCCCAGCCCCGCCUGGUGGGCGCCUCACAGCCACCCGCGCCCUCCACUCCAGCGACUCCGGGGGAUCUGAAGUCUUGUCUGGAUUCUGUGUGCCCUCACGUGUGUCUACAGCCACAAAAGUAUACACAAAAACUAAAAAUCUGGUUUCUUU